Messenger RNA from Pelecanus crispus (Dalmatian pelican), 1132 nucleotides. The record is from RefSeq and is a predicted model, not a curated record. Lineage: Eukaryota; Metazoa; Chordata; Aves; Pelecaniformes; Pelecanidae.
AAACAACAACAAAUCCUCAAGUCAGCAGUCCUCAUCAUCUUCCUCUUCUUCAUCUCUGUCGUCAUGUUCUUCUUCAUCUGCACUGGCACAAGAACUGUCUCAGCAAACAGCAGUAAUACCAGAGUCUGAUUCUAAUAGCCAGGUUGACUGGACGUAUGAUCCAAAUGAGCCACGUUACUGCAUUUGUAAUCAGGUGUCCUAUGGUGAAAUGGUAGGCUGUGAUAACCAAGAUUGCCCUAUUGAGUGGUUCCACUAUGGAUGUGUUGGACUGACAGAAGCACCAAAAGGGAAAUGGUACUGUCCACAGUGUACGGCUGCAAUGAAGAGAAGAGGCAGUAGACAUAAAUAAGUUUCUUCAUCUGGAAAACAAAUUACAUACUAAAGGUUUUGUAGAGGACUUGGGAGGGGGAGGAACCCCCACCACACUUCCUUGCAACCACUAAGGGUUAACAUAGCAGUCAUAAGAUCUUGAACUAUUGAUUUUGCUAGUUGUGUUUUAAUAUUGUAAGUAAAUUAUUUAUGCACAUUGAUGUGCUACAGAUAAUAUUCCAGUGAGCCUUGGAUUGUUCCAGUGGCCAACAUAUGCAGACAUUUGUACUAUCAAACCAUUUUCUCUAAGCAGUGGGCAUUCUACAAUUAUUCAAUCUUCAAAAAAUUCCAAUAAGUCAAGAUUUUAAAUGUAUGUUUUAUAUUCAACAGAUAUAUUCUGCUGCAUGUACUGUACUCAAGAGCUGUUAUGUAACACUAUGUAUAUAAAUGGUGCAAAAAGUCGGCGCUUCUGGAAAAAAAAAAAAGAGACAAUGGUUUUUAAAAUGCCUUUAUAGCUUUGGUUCUUUAUGAAACUUAAUUCAGCAGGCUGAAGAAAAAGGUUCUUGUAUACAGCGGGCUGUUGUCCUCUAGGGUACUUGAGUAUGUAAAAACAAACAAAAAAAAAAUGCUGUAGAAUAAGACAAACUUGUGCCAUUAGUCUUUAUAUGUUUCUGCUCCAGAGAAGGCGCAGGCCAUAAGAGGAAAAAAAGGUGUUAAAGUGAUGAUAAAUUUUUAUACCAAAUGUGUUUAUUUUUUUGUGCAAGUAAUCCUUUAAAUUUGAAUUGUAUUAGGUGUUAAAAUAAAACAACCUCAGCUCCUCAAA